This is a messenger RNA of Panicum hallii, 550 nucleotides long. RefSeq lists its product as uncharacterized. Gene Ontology annotation, cellular component: mitochondrion. The record is from RefSeq and is a predicted model, not a curated record. The transcript is spliced from 2 exons. Bases 43 to 357 code for a protein of 104 amino acids. Lineage: Eukaryota; Viridiplantae; Streptophyta; Magnoliopsida; Poales; Poaceae.
GUCGUCGGUACGUCAGAUCGCGAGCCAUCGACCGAGGGAGAAAUGAGUGCGUCGGCGGGCGGGCUGCGGCGCCUCCUGGCGGCGGCGGCGACGGCGGGGGCCGCGGAGGCGCGGGCGGCCAUCUUCGGCCAUGCGCUGAACCCGACGGGGAAGCGCGCGGCCACGAAGCUGCUGCGGAAGAAGAUGGUCGGCGACCAGGUCGCGCAGUGGUACCCCUACGACAUCAAGCGCGACGACCCGCUCGUCAUGGCGCGCGAGGAGAAGGAGCGUCUGUCCAAGCUGGAAAUGUUGAAACGUCGUGGCAAGGGUCCGCCCAAGAAGGGCCAGGGCAGGCGUGCGGUCAAGAGGAGCAAAUAAUCGCCACACUGAUGCCCAGUUCUAUUUCAGGCGUUUGCCUUGUUUGAAUGCUGUAACGUUUCUUGGGUGACCCAUAGAUGAAGAAACCAUCAUUGUUUGCUUAGUCUAGUCUACGCCUGAUUUUCAAUGGAACUGCCUUCUAUAGUUCUAUGUUUGAAGAAUGAUGUGCUUCAAUUGAAGUCAUGAUGCAAAA